AUGGAAACGCAGUUAAGACGCUCUAGUAGGGAAACUCGUGGAGCCAUACCAAAGCGAUUGGAAAGUUUCGUUGUUGAGAUUCACAAGCACAACACUAUGAUACGUACUCCACAAAAUCAGAAUAAGCAGCUAGGAGGGAAAAAUUCAGAUGAACUACCCGAAGCUUCGAAACCUGAGUUACAUUCGAGUAAAACUCGUUCAUCAGGAAGCAGUAGAACUGACAGCCAAAUCAAAUUCUUGGAACUGGAAGAAAACAAUGAAGAGGUUGAAUUACAAGCAUCCAUCGAGCGAGAUAGAAUCGUAGCUGAGAAGCAACUUGCGGAACUACAGAUCAAGCAUGAUCUGGCACUGAAAACGGAACAACGAAAGGCUGAAUUUCUGAAGCGAAAAUGUGAGCGUAACCAGAAAAGAAUUGAAUUACUGUCUAAUUCUAGUAGUAAAUCGACUAGAUCGAGUAUUUAUACUAACACAUCCAAACGUGUCGUGGAUUGGAUUACUGAUUCAGAAAAGGUAAAACCGUAUAAUGUAUAUGAAGAAUCGUCCUACCAAAUGGAUCAUCCGCGUUCACGAGAUUACGGUGAAAAGAACAUACCGACUCAUGACCGUAAGAACGUGUCGGCAAUCGAUGCAAUGAAUACAGAUACAACUGAACCUAGUACAAAUGCGCUUUUAUGCCAAGCGUUCAAGGCACUGCAAACCAGAAACCUGAAAGAUUUGCCUCCAUUUUCCGGUGAUGUAAUGGAAUGGACAGUUUUUGCAAAUGAAUUCAAAACAUCCACUGAAGAGUUUCAUCUAUCGGAUCGUGAUAAUCUGAGGCGAUUGAAUAAGGCGUUACAAGGAAAAGCGCGCAAGGCUGUAGAAUCGUUGCUGUCAUCUCCAGAAAAUGUUGCUCAGAUUUUACGAAUGUUAAAGUCAAAUUUCGGCCGCACUGAAUGGGUGGUAGCAAAUAGGCUUGAAGCACUAAAGAACCUGGAGCCAGUUAAGGAGGGUAAUAUUGAAUCUUUUCGUAUGUUUUACAAUGUGAUCAUCGGUACCAAAGUGGCGAUGACUUACGCGAAAGCGGAUUGCUAUCUAAUGAAUCCAGAACUAGUUUCUCAUCUGGUUGAAAAGCUACCUGCCUUUAGUAAACAAAUGUGGAUUCGGCACAAAGCUGCUUUGAUAAAAGAGGGUGUGGCUAUUGAUUUCAACACCUUUUCUCGUUGGUUGGAAGAUGAGAUGGACAAUCAGCUUGCGAGUCUAAACCCUGUGUUUAGUGCAAAGAAAACCAGUUAUCCGCCAAAAAUGAAACCGGUAGUGUUGAACGUCAACUGUCCUGAUGGUGAAACAGCGAAAAGAUGUCCUUUGUGCUCAACACACUCUCACGUCGGUUUGGAUAAGUGCGAUGAGUUUCGUAAAAUGUCUGUGGCUCAGCGUCGAUCGACAGCAAGUUCUUGCAAGGUUUGCUACAUUUGCCUUAAGUCAAAUCACUCUAGGAAAAACUGCAAUUCCGAGAAAAAAUGCACUAUAUGCAAGAAGAAUCAUCACGAGUUAGUUCACUCUAAUGAGCCCGUUAGAUAUUCAAAGUAUAGCCGUACAGAUACACAAAAUAGUCAAGAUAAUGUGUGUAAUAUUAACGGUAAAAACGUGAAUACGCUUCUUCGAGUAGGAAGAAUAAGAAUCAGUGGCCCAAAAGGAGUCAAAAAAGUAUUCGCGCUGUUUGAUGAAGGUUCAUCUCUGUCAAUGAUGGAUGCUGCGAUUGCAGAGAGUAUUGGAUUGCGAGGACCGAUUUCUCCCGUGACUUAUCGUUGGACAAAUGGUAUUUUGCACAAGGAAGAUCAGUCUAUGAGAUUGUCUUUCCGUAUUUCGGGACCAUCAGAGCAAGCAAAAUGGUAUGAAGUGAGCAAUAUCAGCACGGUACAAAAUAUCGCUUUACCCCCAGUAAAAUUUGACGUAGCAACGGUGAAGCGGUUAUAUCCAAUGCUGGAUGACGAUAAGUUAGCUGCUAUCCAAGAUGCUUGUCCCUGUAUGCUGAUUGGAUCGAAUAAUGCGGGUUUGAUUGUACCACUUAAGACAGUGCAAUAUUCGCUAGAUGGUUUACAGUUGACUCGUUGUCAUCUGGGAUGGACAAUCCAUGGAGUAAUAGAUCCAUCGAAAGUUGAAUCAAAUAGACAUCAUGCAUACCUGUGUUCAGAAGAUGAUGACAUCGAGCUUACUGAUUUGGUUAAACAAAUGUAUAAAGUCGAAAACUUUGGGAUUUCUGAAAAGUUGACAAAAAUAGCUGAUGAAGAUCUGCGUGCGCUGGACAUCAUGAAUCGUAGUAUCACACGACGUAGUGAACGUUUCGAAAUAGGUCAAAUAUACAAGUACAAUAAUUUCGUUUUCCCAGAUAGUAAACCUCAGGCUUUGAGACGUUUACAAAUAAUUGAGAAAAAGAUGGAUACGAAUCCUGAUUUUGCUGAACGGUACUGUGGAAAAAUUCAAGAUUAUAUUGAUAAGGGGUACGCUCGGAAAUUAGAGCCUGAAGAAUUGGUUGAUACAUCAAACACAUGGUAUCUGCCUCAUUUUAGCGUAGAGACUGCUGAAAAGUUUCGUUUAGUUAUGGAUGCUAAAGCAAAGUCACAUGGAUUUUCUCUGAAUGAUUUGCUGUUAAAGGGCCCUGAUUUCGUUCCACCUUUGAUUGCGAUUUGA
Messenger RNA from Malaya genurostris, 2667 nucleotides. RefSeq lists its product as uncharacterized. NCBI's taxonomy places the organism in Eukaryota, Metazoa, Arthropoda, Insecta, Diptera, Culicidae. The transcript has a single exon. The record is from RefSeq and is a predicted model, not a curated record. Bases 1 to 2667 code for a protein of 888 amino acids.